Messenger RNA from Leguminivora glycinivorella, 1837 nucleotides. Its product is annotated as mitochondrial enolase superfamily member 1-like. Gene Ontology annotation, biological process: carbohydrate catabolic process; amino acid catabolic process. The transcript is spliced from 9 exons. NCBI's taxonomy places the organism in Eukaryota, Metazoa, Arthropoda, Insecta, Lepidoptera, Tortricidae. Bases 46 to 1416 code for a protein of 456 amino acids. Gene Ontology annotation, molecular function: L-fuconate dehydratase activity; magnesium ion binding. The record is from RefSeq and is a predicted model, not a curated record.
UCAAUGUACUAACAUAAUCAGUCGUCGGCGACCGGUGGCAGAGACAUGACGCUCAAUAAGAAGGGUCUGAAGAUCGUGAGUGUGGAUGUGAAGGAUGUAAGGUUCCCGACGUCUUUGGGGGGUCAUGGGUCUGACGCUUUGCACACAGAUCCAAACUAUUCCUGCGCUUACGUGACAAUGACCACCGAGAAUGGAAGUCAAGGCUUCGGACUCACGUUCACAUGCGGUCGCGGAACGGAGAUCAUUGUGCUCACAAUCCGCUCUAUGAAGCGAUUCCUACUGGGGAAAAAUGCGGUUGAUAUCUUUGCGGAUUUUGCGGGAUUCUGGCGAACUCUCACUAAUGAUUCACAGAUGAGAUGGAUUGGUCCCGAAAAAGGCGUUGCACAUUUAGCGGCGGCAGCCAUUUUGAAUUCCCUGUGGGAUUUAUGGGCGAGACUGGAAAAGAAGCCUCUGUGGAGGCUCCUGACGGACAUGGAACCCGAGGAUCUCGUAUCGACCAUAGACUUCCGUUACAUUACUGACGUGAUCACUAAGGAAGAAGCCAUACAGCUGCUGAAGUCCAGGAAAGCGGGACAGAAAGAGAGAAUCAAGCAGCUAGAAGAGAACGGAUAUCCUGCCUACACUACCCAAGCAGGUUGGCUAGGCUACAGCGACGCAACUCUCGAGCAGUUGUGCAACAAGUACCUCAAGCAAGGCUUCACCCAUUUCAAGGUGAAGGUGGGGCUGAACUUCGAAGACGAUUGGCGGCGCUGCAGCACCGUGAGAAAACAUAUUGGCAAGGAUAAGGUUUUGAUGGUAGACGCGAACCAGGCAUGGAGCGUGAACGAGGCGAUAGAAUGGAUGAAGAAGCUAGCUCCGCUCAAACCGAUGUGGAUCGAGGAGCCGACGUCACCCGAUGAUGUGCUCGGACACGCGACUAUCUCUGAGGCCUUGAAGCCCUACGGUAUUGGCGUGGCGACAGGCGAGAUGUGCGCCAACCGCGUGAUGUUCAAGCAGUUCUUACAGAGCGGCGGCAUGCAGUUCUGCCAGAUCGACUCGGCUCGCAUCGGAGGAGUCAAUGAGAUCCUUUCCGUGUAUCUUAUGGCGGAGAAAUUAGGCGUUAAAGUAUGCCCUCACGCUGGCGGCGUGGGUCUCUGUGAGAUGGUGCAACACCUCCAAUAUUGGGACUUCGCGAGUCUAUCGACCACUAUGGAGGGCCGCCUCAUAGAAUACGUCGACCAACAGCAUGAACAUUUCGUCGACCCUUGCAUCGUUGAGGACGGGAAAUACCUCGCUCCUAAGCUGCCCGGCUACAGUACUCAGUUUAAAAACGGAACAUUAGAAAAGUUCGCAUACCCCAAUGGUAGCGAAUGGAAGAAAAUGAUCAAAGAAGGAGUGUUCCCUCCUCCUGACGAAGCUGAAUUGGUGAACCCUUAGAAAGAAGAUUUUUUACAUAGAUACAGGGUUGGAAAUCGGGAACACAACCUAUUGUUGGCGCAAGUUUCUUAAAAUGCUCAAAUCAAAAUAAAUACUAACAACCUAGUUGGCGGCGACCAUGCUAAGCCGAUAGUCCUUACCGGGAGGCCUUAUUUAUGAGAUAAGCAGAUAUUUGUUCCUGACUACCCAGCUACCCACAACAAAAGCCUUCUUGAGCUUACUGUGGAAAUAUUGUCUUCGGUUACCGCGUCCUGUAGUAUCUUAUGAUGAUGUAGAUUACUUUAAUGCCGACAAGUACAUUGUUUACCCCUUUUAUGAUCUGAUGGGACUGUUAUACCCACAGAGAACCUCCUAUAGAGUAGCAAUUUUGUAUAUUUUGUUCGCGAUACGAGUCACCACUGUUUGGGGUGCGAGGAGCGGG